Daldinia loculata is the source of this 2326-nucleotide messenger RNA. RefSeq names its product putative multicopper oxidase. The record is from RefSeq and is a predicted model, not a curated record. Gene Ontology annotation, molecular function: copper ion binding; oxidoreductase activity. The transcript is spliced from 7 exons. Lineage: Eukaryota; Fungi; Ascomycota; Sordariomycetes; Xylariales; Hypoxylaceae. Bases 61 to 2181 code for a protein of 706 amino acids.
GAUAACUCCUAGAAUCCCACAAACUCGACGACAAUUUUAGUUCUCUCAUCAUGGCUCAUCAUGGUAGGUCACCUCUUUGCAAGAAAUGCCAGUGGGCCAAUGACGCCCGACUACGAAAACAGCCCGCGGCUGGGCUAUCCCUCACAGUCGUCAAAGAUGUUGGCAAGCACCAGCGAGCUACCCAUUUUCAUUACUGAGAACCAGUCGCGACGCACGGUCUCUCUACGUCUCUUCAUCUGGGCCCUCGUUUGCUUUACCGCCGUAGCGUUGGCGCUGGGUCUAGGUCUCGGGCUCGGUUGUGCCCGAUAUAGAGCCCUCUAUACUACACCGUUUCCCCCGCUAUCUAAUUACACCAUCCGCUACGGUAUCCCUGAGAACCUCGACUUCGUCCCCACAGAGAGGCUUAUUAAUAAGCGGGAGCUCGAGCUGGAUACGAACUUCAUCGUUUCGAGCGAGCCUCGGGUCCGCGAGUUCGAGUUCAAUGUGUCGGUGGCGCUGGCCGCGCCGGACGGGUUCCGGAAACCGAUGGUGUUGGUUAAUGGGCAGUCUCCGGGGCCGCUGAUUGAGGCGAAUGUGGGGGAUAUGAUUCGCGUUAGGGUUAAUAACCAUAUGACGAAUAGUAGCACGUCGAUACACUGGCACGGCAUGAACCAGAUCGGCACGCCGUGGAUGGACGGCGUGGCGGGCGUUUCGCAGUGCGGGAUCCCGGCCGGUCAGGGGUUUAUGUACGAGUUCCGGGUGGUGGAUCAGAGGGGCACGUUUUGGUGGCAUGCGCAUUCGUCGGUACAGUAUAGCGACGGUGCUUACGGAGCAAUUAUUAUACGCGAUCCAGGAGAACUGGUACCUAAGACAGACGACGAGAAGCUCCUGUUUGUGUCGGAUGUAUAUCACACCUACGGAUCCGUUAUAUUAACAAGCUACCUUAACUCAACGUCGAAAUGGGUCGACUGGGAAUCAGGCGUCGAGCCACUUGCCGACAAUGUCCUGCUCAACGGGCAGAACACAUACAACUGCUCCGUCACAUCGACCACAUACGCACCAUCCGCAGACCAGCCCUUCGAGAAUAACUGCACGGGCGGGCACCUCUACACAACAAAAGUACGCCGUGGAAAGACCGUACGCUUACGGCUAAUCAACGCCUCCUCGUUCCUAUCGUACUGGUUCAGCAUCGACAACCACACGGUAUCCAUCGUCGAGCUAGACGGCGUUGAAAUCGAACCUAUUUCCGCCCGUGGCGUAUACUUGAACCUCGGACAGCGAGCCUCUGUAAUCCUAACUGCAGACCAGCAACCCGGUAGCUACUACGUGCGUGCUUCGCUGCCGAAAACGUGCUUUCUGCCGUACGCGCCGUACAAUAGUUCGGGGCUCGAGGCAGCAGGGUACGGCGCUAAGGGGAUAAUAUCGUAUUUCGAAGAUAGUCAGCAGGAGACAGGCGAUGGUGAUGCUGGCCCGGUACUUGAGCCCAUUGGGGUUGCUGGAAAUACGUCGAACCCGUAUGGAGUGGAGAAUAACGGGCAAAGGGGAGACGUGUGGGAGGGAUGCGAUGACAUGCCAUUCGAUAUGCCGAAGCCGAUGCGAAGGCAGCCCGCGGUGAAUGUAAGCGAGGCAAAUACGCAUUACCUCGAGUAUGCGUUCCGCCAGGCGCAGGAGGUCAAUCGCAUUUUCGUCAACAAAACUUCCUACCUACCCCUCCCCGCCAACGCCACCCUCUGGAAAGCCCUAGACCAACAGUUCACCCCCGACAGGUCAAACUCGUAUAAUAGCUGGGACUUCGGUCUCAACCAGCAAGUCCUACUAAUCCCAGACGCUACCCAGGGCGCUCAGAUCGUCAUCAACUCGCUUGACGCGAUGGAGCACCCGUGGCACAUGCAUGGCCACACCUUCCAAGUCGUCGGCUGGGGCAAAGGCCUCUUCGGCAGCAGUACCAACUCUACGACCUGGAACCUCGCGAACCCGAUGCGUCGCGACACCGUCACCGUGCCGCCUUUCAACCACGUCGUUCUACGCUACGCCGCCGAUAACCCGGGGCUCUGGGCGUUGCACUGCCAUGUUGCAUGGCAUAUUGAAGGCGGCAUGUUUCUCACCUUAGCCGAGCGGCCAUCCGAUCUCGUUACGCUAGUUAAUCAGAUGGAUCCCGACACAAGACGUAAAAGCCAGAGCUUCUGCGGCGCGGCUACAUAAUACCGACAUAAAUCUACGGAGCUAAGUAAUGACUUUACACCGGAGUAUACUCGGACGAUCUAAGGAAGUCCAGCUUAAUCCUAUCUAGACCUGUAUAUAAUAGAGGAAAUUUCAUCACAGUAUAAUGGAAUCUACAAAUCAAAUC